This is a messenger RNA of Durio zibethinus, 1378 nucleotides long. RefSeq names its product calcium uniporter protein 5, mitochondrial-like. Gene Ontology annotation, cellular component: uniplex complex. Gene Ontology annotation, molecular function: uniporter activity; calcium channel activity. Lineage: Eukaryota; Viridiplantae; Streptophyta; Magnoliopsida; Malvales; Malvaceae. The record is from RefSeq and is a predicted model, not a curated record. Gene Ontology annotation, biological process: calcium import into the mitochondrion; mitochondrial calcium ion homeostasis.
AUAAAAUUUUUAUAUAAAAUAAUUAUAAAUAUAUAAAUUUUAAUGUUUCACGUUAUGCAAAUUACCAUAAAACCCUGUAGAUUCUGCUCAAAGUUCAGACACUAUAAAUAUAGAUCCUCCUCCACACCUCCUCAACACGUUACUACCAGAAUCCUCUCCUACUCAAAACUCUGUGUUUUUGUUUCUUCUUCUGUCGUCAAUGGCGCUUCGGAAAACGCUCGCGACGCAUCCUUUGAGUUUUUACGGAACUACCUCAUCGCUAGUCACAGUAGAAAACUCUCCGAUCUCACUCCACACCAUACUCCGUCGCGAGUACGUCGCCUCGACGGAAUCAGGGGAGAGAGGAUUCUUCCCACGGUUCUUCCACCGUAGAGCUUCGGGACAGUCGUCUCUGGGAUUCCCAGAGUUUUUGUCGGUACCUGUGGGGGAAAAACUUAGAGAAAAGCUCCGAGUUAUUAACAUUACCGGAGAUCGCCUUCGGCUAGAUGGACUUACUCCGCCUCCGUCGCCACCUACAGAUACCGCGGCCGGCGAAUCGUUGGCUAAGAUUUCGGUUGAAGAUGCAAGGAAGGUAUUGAGGGUUUAUCAAAUCGAGAAGCUUAAAGCGAAGCUAAGAGAGAUUCCAAAGAGUUCGAUUUCUUAUUAUGAGUUUGCUCAAGUCUGCCUUGAAGCAUGCGGAAGCGAAGCUCAAGCUCUAGAGCUCGCCAAAAUGCUGGAUCAGUCUGGAAACGUCAUCGCUUUAGGAAACGCUGUUUUCCUCCGACCCGAACAGGUGGCUAAGUCAAUGGAGACCAUAAUUUCUGAAUCGAUGGCCCUCCCAAAUGACCCGAGAAGAAAAGAACUGGACGAAAUGGUGAAACAAAAGGAUCGAAUAGACAAAAAGGCCAAGUCUCUGGUUCGUGGUGAGCUUUUUUGUGGGCUGGGGUUCGUAGUGGCCCAGACACUUGGAUUCAUGAGGCUUACGUUUUGGGAACUGAGUUGGGAUAUUAUGGAGCCCAUAUGCUUCUUUGUCACAUCCCUUCACUUCGCCUUGGCGUAUGGUUUUUUCCUCUGGACUUCCACCGAACCCUCAUUUGAAGGCUACUUUCAACGCCGAUUUAAAGCCAAACAAAAGAAACUCAUGAAGGUCCACAGCUUUGAUAUUGAAAAAUAUAAUGAACUUCGUCAGGCUUUUUAUCCCAACUUCUCUGUUGGCUUGCCGAACUUGGACCGUUACUCGACCUUAAAACAUGAAGAGCAAGCAUUCCUUUAACGCUCGUGCAAAGGAAAGGAGUGGACUUUGAUAUUUGAAUAAUUUCCUUUCAAGUGUCGGUCAAAUUUUAUGUAUAUACAUGUACUAAAUGGUUUUUGUAUGAGGCCCAUGUGCAGGUAUGGAUUA